Messenger RNA from Saccoglossus kowalevskii, 1289 nucleotides. RefSeq names its product short transient receptor potential channel 4-like. Gene Ontology annotation, molecular function: inositol 1,4,5 trisphosphate binding; protein binding; store-operated calcium channel activity. Lineage: Eukaryota; Metazoa; Hemichordata; Enteropneusta; Harrimaniidae. Gene Ontology annotation, cellular component: plasma membrane; cation channel complex. The record is from RefSeq and is a predicted model, not a curated record. Gene Ontology annotation, biological process: calcium ion transmembrane transport; regulation of cytosolic calcium ion concentration.
AGGGUUUGGACGAUUUCUCUACGCUAUGUAUAUGAUAAUCGCUGUAAUCGUUUUAUUAAAUCUACUUAUUGCUAUUAUGAGUAACACGUAUUCUAAAGUACAGGACAAUUCCGACAUUGAAUGGAAGUUCUAUCGGGCUGAGAUGUGGGUGGGUUACUUCCAGGAAGGCGGUACUCUCCCUGUACCAUUCAACAUUAUACCAAGCCCAAAAUCUGCUUUCUAUUUCCUAAAGUCUAUAUUUUGUUGUACCCCAUGCAGGAGAAAUCCAAAGAAAAACUUGGAGAUGCUGAAACGAAAAGAAGUUUACUAUCGCAAAACUGUACAUCAACUUGUAGAACGUUAUUUUGCCAGAAGACAGUAUGUAAACCGACAUCACGAUUCAAAUCCAUUAACUCUCUCAGAAUUCAAAGAAUUUAGAGAUGAGAUGACGUCAUUCAGGAAGAAUGUACAAGACAUAACAACUGAUGUGAUGAACCGAAUAUCACAACUCGAAGGCAGUCUUCAGAAGACAGGCAGUGUACCGUUAUCAGCAUAUGACGGGUUGAAUGUUAACAACUUGAAAGACGAAGACACUAAAUCUCGAUAUAAAACGCUUAAGCAGAGAAUGAUCGAAGAAAAACUACAGAUAAUGGGAGCGAAAUCGACGCCAGAGAACAUCCGCCAUCGAAAAUUUGAUCCGAAAGCUCCUCACUCUGAGACCACUUUUAUACAUCCUAUCUCGCAUCACGAUGUUAUUGCACCCAAGUUUGCUCAAGCAGGUCCGUUUGGCCCCAGACAUAAUGUUAUGAAUCCUAUGUUUCAUGUAGGUGACAUUGAACUUGAAAUAAGAUAGUAAUAAUCAACUUAAUUAAUUUGUGGACAAUAAUUAAUGCAAUAUUCACAUAUUUACCGGAGGUUAUUAUCAUGGUCACGUAACCACAACGAGACUGACAUUGACAAGCAAUUAAGUAAUACCCACCAUUUUUAAUAGUCGUUAAUUGUAAAAGAAUAUACUAUUUGUUGUUUUUAAUUAUGGUUAUUUUAAUAGAUGAGGAUAUAUGAUGUUAUAAUAUUGUCGGAAAUCACGUAAUUACUAUGUGCGCGAGAAAUAUAAAGAAACCACGUUUGAACGGGUAUUCAGAUGAGAUGUCAUUUGUUACUUCUGACUUUAUACCUACAUGAACGAUCGUCUUGAAGACAAUGGAAAGCAAACUAGAUCUCGUAAUGUCGGAUUGUUUGGUGACUGUAAUGCCAUAUACGUAUAUAUUUUUUAAAUGCCACUACGAAAAACUUUUAAGGUUCUUUUUGUA